AUGCCAACCGAACCCCGCGAUUGUCCGCCUCAAUCCCGACCUCUCCUGGUCCAUGGCACAAGAGCCGCUCCACCUCAACCAGACGCCCAGAAGACUGUUGGGAUCGGACCUGGCAUCCCAUUCGCAAGUAAGGUGCUCGAGCUCACCCCGGAGAUGCAGGCAGUGAAGCUCGUCCCCUGCGCCCGCGACAUGUGCCACCUCCACCAGUGGCAGCGCAGGGAGGACCUGUAUGAUGACUUGAUCGCCAGGGCCAAGGCGGCUGAUCAGAACGGCUCCCAGCUCGCUGCAUUACUUUGGCGGCAGGGUGGCGCGGAUGGCUUCCAUAUAGAGGACACCGAGAAUUACCGACUGAAGCUUGUCCAGUUCUUCGAAGACCUGAGGAACGAUCUCCAUCCUUCCCUCCUCAUCAUCAUGGAAAUCGUUCGAGACUCUCAACUGGCAGUCGACAUGCUGAACCUUAUGAAGAUAGACCAUCGGGGUCCCCCUUACAUGCCUGACCGCACCCACGUAACCCCUGAUGGGCAGGUUUUGGUGAGGGAGCUCAUGGCAGAGGUCUACUUGCCAAGAAUUCUGACUCCGCGUCCGCCGCUGUCCAAGGCACGAUAA
Punica granatum (pomegranate) is the source of this 606-nucleotide messenger RNA. NCBI's taxonomy places the organism in Eukaryota, Viridiplantae, Streptophyta, Magnoliopsida, Myrtales, Lythraceae. The record is from RefSeq and is a predicted model, not a curated record.